Mya arenaria is the source of this 1209-nucleotide messenger RNA. RefSeq names its product mucin-2-like. The coding region runs from base 1 to 1209 and encodes 402 amino acids. NCBI's taxonomy places the organism in Eukaryota, Metazoa, Mollusca, Bivalvia, Myida, Myidae. The record is from RefSeq and is a predicted model, not a curated record. The transcript has 2 exons.
AUGGUCGAGACGACCACCACCAUCACAAUCACACCCCACCACUACGACCAACACCACAAUAACAUCCCCACCACUACGACCUCACCACAACCACACCCCACCACUACGACCACCACCAAAAAACAUCCUCACCACUACGACCACCACCAAAACCACACCCCACCACUACGACAACCACAAUCACACCCCCACCACGACGAGCACCACCACAAUCACACCCCCAACACUACGACCAUCACCACAAUCACACACCCACCACUACGACCACCACCACCACAAUCACACCCCACCACUACGAUCAUCACUACAAUCACACUCAACCACUACGACCACCACCACCACAAUCACACCCCGCCACUACGACCACCUCUACCACAAUCACACCCCGCCACUACGACCAUCACCACAAUCACACCCCCAACACUACGACCAUCACCACAAUCACACCCCGCCACUACGACCAUCACCACAAUCACACCCCCAACACUACGACCAUCACCACAAUCACACACCCACCACUACGACCACCACCACCACAAUCACACCCCACCACUACGAUCAUCACUACAAUCACACUCAACCACUACGACCACCACCACCACAAUCACCCCCCCACCACUACGACCACCUCUACCACAAUCACACCCCACCACUACGACCAUCACCACAAUCACACCCCAACACUACGACCACCACCACCACAAUCACACCCACCACUACGACCAUCAGCACCACAAUCACACCCCACCACUACGACCAUCACUACAAUCACACCCAAUCACUACGACCACCACCACCACAAUCACAACCCCACCACUACGACCACCACUACCACAAUCACACCCCCACCACUACGACCACCACCACCUAAAUCACACACCCACCACCACGACCAUUACCACAAUCACACCCACCACUACGACCAUCACCACCACAAUCACACCCCCACCACUACGACCAUCACCAUCACAAUCACACCCCACCACUACGACCAUCACCACCACAAUCACACACCCAUCACUACGACCACCACCACCACAAUCACACCCCAUCACUACGACCACCACCACCACCACCACCACAAUCACACCCCCACCACUACGACCAUCAUCACCACAAUCACACACCCUCCACUACGACCACCACCACCACAAUCACCCCCACCACUACGACCAUCACCACAAUCACACCCCACCACUACGACCAUAA